Sturnus vulgaris (Common starling) is the source of this 2245-nucleotide messenger RNA. The record is from RefSeq and is a predicted model, not a curated record. Lineage: Eukaryota; Metazoa; Chordata; Aves; Passeriformes; Sturnidae.
AUGGCAAGUCAGCCUCUCAUGGUAGUGGGACACGGGAACAAGGUGCCCAGGGAAGUUGUGGGAUGUCUGAACCGUGGCGGUGUCCAAAGCCGGCACGAUGGGGGCUUGAGCAUCCUCUGGGAGCUUGAGCAUCCUCUGGGAGCUUGUGUCCCCACCCCUGGCCCAGGGGGUUGGGACCAGCGCAUCUUUAAGGUCCGUUCCCACCCCUUAGCGUUCCGUGGUGCUGCGACAACUCCGAUUCCCAGCCGUGCAGGGCGGGAGCCGAGAGCGGGGGCCGGGCCGGGCCGCUCCGCCCCGGGCAGCUCGGGCCAUGCGGGGCCCGGCGCUGCCGCUCGCCCGCCGCGCUGGGGCCGCCUUGGGGCUGGGCCGGGCCGGGCGGGACCCGGGGCAGGUGAGCCGGGGCUGGGGCUGGGGCUGGGGCUGGGAGCGGGGCUGUUGUGGCUGGAGCCGGGGGCUGAGGCUGGAGCCGGGGCCGGAAGCGCGUUCGGAGGCCCGGCCGCUUCCUGCGCGGGCCGUGCGAGCCCCCCCGUCCCGUUCGUGCUGCCCGUGUCCCUCCUCCAGAGCGCCGAGUGUCCCCUGGGGCUGUGCAGCUCCUGCGGGCAGCUGCUCCGGCCCCAUUGCCGUCCCCAUUGCCGGCCCCAUUGUUUCCCAGCCCGUCCCCGCCGUUCCUGCGCCGCCUGCGGAGCGAGCGCGCUGGGACCGGAACUAGAGGGUUUACUUUGGCUUUACUACUUUUCUUUUUUCUUCCUUUCCCCGAAGGUGGAAAAGAAGACGCAAGGGAAGCUGCAGAAGCGAAUCUGCCAGGUGGUUCUGGAGCACUUCGAGCAGCAGUACACGGCAGAGCUGGGGGAUGCGUGGAGCACUGUCAGAGAUGUGCUGACCUCUCCGUGGUGCUGGCAGCACGCCCUGCUGCUGAACAGGUUCAGCCAGAGCCCUGGCCUGGAGAGCAGCCUGGCUGAGCAGGGAUACCAGCCUGCCUUCCCAGCACCUCUGCCCUACCUCCCUGCAGCCUUCAGGUGCUACACCAGCACGGCUCCUGCCAGAUUCCCUGCACAGAAACACCAGCCUGGCAGGCUGAAGGAUUAUUACCUGCUCAAUGCUGCCUCGCUGCUGCCCGUGCUGGCCCUGGAGGUGGAGGAUGGAGAGGAUGUUCUGGAUCUCUGUGCUGCACCGGGGGGCAAAGCUGUAGCUAUCCUGCAGUGUGCCUGUCCAGGUCAUUUUCACUGUAAUGAAUAUGAUGAUUUGAGGUCAAGAUGGUUGGAGCAGACAAUAGAAUCCUUUAUCCCAGAUCCUUGGAUUAACUUGCUAAGGUUCUCUAAACUGGAUGGUAGACAGAUUGGAGAUCUUCAGCCUGAAUUUUAUGACAAGGUACUGGUUGAUGCUCCUUGUUCAAAUGACAGAAGUUGGCUCUUCUCUGCUGACCCUCAGCAAGCUGUGCUCAGGCUCAUGCAAAGGAAGGAGUUGUCUUCCCUGCAGUUCCAGCUUCUGAGGUCUGCUCUUAAAGCCCUGCGUCCCGGUGGGUCCUUGGUCUAUUCCACGUGCACCCUCUCCAAGGCAGAAAACAGUGAUGUGAUCAGUCUCACCCUGAACUCCUGCAGCAACGUGAUGCCCGUGGAUAUAAGUGGUCUGGCCAGAGGUGUUUCCCAGGAGUUCACUUUGCUCAGUGGAAUGCAGCAGCACGAGCUGCUGGUUCUCCCAGAGAAGGGGAGACCGUGGGGGCCCAUGUACGUGGCUAAACUGAAGAAAGUGUCCUCCACCUGAUGCCUGUUUAUAAGCAGUCCUUGAUAAAUUAAUUUUAAGUACAGUAUGUGUUUAUGAACACAUUGGAGGCAACUGAAUUUAGGGUGUUGAAGUUUCCUGAUCAAAAGGAAGCAAGAAAUUUAACUUAUUUUAACUGAAAAAACUGAAUGUGCCUUCCAGCGUGGGCUUGUGGACCUCUGAGAAGUCCUUAGGAAGCAAAGGGAGCUUUGUAUUGUUUUCAGGAUGGUGCUUUUAAAGGGAUUUGGAUUGUAAUGUGGUAGAGGUUUACACUGGUUUUGGUUUUUUUAAUUUACUUACUUGGUUCUAAUGCAGUAUAUUUUUAAAUAAAUGGUUUUCAGUGGUCUGAAGUCACGGAAAUCCUGCAUUUUCUCUAAAGACAUCUAAAAAUCUGUGUUUCUGCAAGAACUGAUUUGUAUGUACAGUGUCAUCUUCAAGCACUGGCAGAGCAGGUUUCAUGUUUGCUAAGUUGUUUACUUAAAAAAAA